Messenger RNA from Aspergillus alliaceus, 360 nucleotides. RefSeq lists its product as uncharacterized. The transcript has a single exon. Bases 1 to 360 code for a protein of 119 amino acids. Lineage: Eukaryota; Fungi; Ascomycota; Eurotiomycetes; Eurotiales; Aspergillaceae. The record is from RefSeq and is a predicted model, not a curated record.
AUGAAAGUCAAUCGAGAUGGUGCGGAAGCAAUAUUAUCCCCAUAUGACACUUCUCUUUCCUUCGAGCAGCGUCGGGCGGAGCCCCCGCCACACCGCACGAGUGUGAGCUUCGCUGAUAUUCAUGAUAUUUGGACCACUGGAUCGAUCGAAUUGGAAGAUAUCGACCGGCAACUAGUGAUAACCCACGAUAUUGAGGGUGGUUGCCUCACUGUUCCUGUCGAUGGCAACAAGGACUUUGAUAUGUACUUCACUGAGGACGGCUUUCUCGAGUUGGUUUGUUUAGGGGAAGAAUGGUCAAGCGGUCAGGGGAACUUUAAGAGGGUCAAGCUUGUGAGAGAAAGGUCUGGAUUGUUGUGGUGA